UCCAGAUCCCACUCUCACGACUCGCUCUUCGUCGCCUCCUCUCCCACCUCUUCUGCUGCCCUUCUUCAGCGGCUUAAGCCCCGUCUCCCAGACUACGGCUCUCGACGACCACGCUCUUCGCUACCGCACCCUCGCUGGUCACGCCUAUCGCAGACUUCCGCACCACCUGCCCGCCCUGCGCCUCUCGUCACGAGACCUCACCUCCCACGCCCAACACCCACGACACGAUGGCUGCCGACUUCAUAAUGCCAACGCUGCCCGACCCUCUGCAGCAAAAGGCUCCCUUCUAUCACCAUCAUGAGUUUAGACCGCAGCCGCAGCAGCAGCUCCAACAACGACAGCAGCCGCGGAGGACGAACUCGGACUCUCCUGUCCGUCCCCAGCAGGCAGACCGCUCCUCACAACAAGUCUCGCCCCUCAACACCUCCAACAACGGCUCGCCCACGGCAACGUCUCCCAUGUCGCACCAUGCUCAACGCACACGGCCGAUGUACAUGCCCGCUGUCCUGAGACCAAAUGAAUACUCGUCCAGGGCAGCCCAGCGCAAAGCCGACGACGACAAUGGCUCGCCCACCCCGUCAAACAACAGCAGCUUCCUCACCCUGAGCGGGCUCGGGGCUUUUGGGCGGAUUACCCGUCGCCAGACCAACGACAGCGGCAAAUGCUUGCCUGAUGAUGACGAGGAUGAGGAUUUCAACCUUGAUGCUUUCCCGAAGCCUACGGCAGCGCCCACGCGUGAGCACUGGAAGCACGACACAGAGGCGACCAUCUGCGAUGAGCCUGCCUGCAUGCGCCAUUUCAACUACUUUACCAGGCGGCAUCACUGCCGCAAGUGUGGCAACAUCUUUUGCGAUUCACACUCCAAUUUCGACGUGCCGCUUGACCAGGAUGCCAACUACAACCCGCGUGGCACCGCGAGCCGUGCCUGCUUCCACUGCUACUCUGGUUUCAAGGCUUGGCGCAGCCGGACCAACAGUCAGGCAUCCAGCGAGGAGUCCUCUGUCAUUCAUGGGCACGGCGCUGCGACGGCACCAACCAGCCCGCUUUUUGCUAGUCCUGUCGGCAUGAAGGGAGGCCCAACGCCAAAAGCCCGUGCCGAAGUCGCCAUGAGCGUUCCUCGCGACUGGAACUGGAGCACUUUCUAAGCGGUACUGCUAUGACUGUCGACCCUACCUUGCGCACGUGCCAGUACUGCCGCCAUAAUAUUCUGCUGGACUUUACUCCAAGCUUGGCGUUUUUGCAUAGAAAGGUGUACUACCUUUCGCCAAAGAUCUUAAUGAUACCCCGGUGCCUGGACCUAUCUCAACAGGCACCGACACCCUUAUUCAUCUGACUGGAGUUUACGGGAGCUUAUAGACGUUGCCAUGAGCUUUGCAAGUUUUCGUUUUAGCCGAUGCCCACUUUCCAGCGCACGAAAAGUCUGUUUCUAAACAGACCUGAGCAAGCGAGGCGAAGUUUUGUUUUACACUUGGUGGUUUUGAUCUUAUAGAUAUACUAGACAUUUUGAUAAUUUGGGCAGGAUGCGGCGCCUAGGAGUUACGGGUAUCUAAAACCAGAUAGAAACUUGCUUCAAUCUGUCAAUUCUCAAUAAAGUCGAGCUGAGCGUUCAAUUUGA
Microdochium trichocladiopsis is the source of this 1615-nucleotide messenger RNA. RefSeq lists its product as uncharacterized. The transcript is spliced from 2 exons. The coding region runs from base 228 to 1145 and encodes 305 amino acids. The record is from RefSeq and is a predicted model, not a curated record. NCBI's taxonomy places the organism in Eukaryota, Fungi, Ascomycota, Sordariomycetes, Xylariales, Microdochiaceae. Gene Ontology annotation, molecular function: metal ion binding.